Messenger RNA from Lotus japonicus, 1976 nucleotides. RefSeq lists its product as uncharacterized. The record is from RefSeq and is a predicted model, not a curated record. The coding region runs from base 380 to 1303 and encodes 307 amino acids. Lineage: Eukaryota; Viridiplantae; Streptophyta; Magnoliopsida; Fabales; Fabaceae. The transcript has 3 exons.
CUCCGAACAAUUCGCCUUCCACAAUCUAUCGAGUUUUUUCCAUUUCCAAACGAAUCAAUUUCCCAUUCGCCAUUCGUCCCUUCUUCUUCCCCUUUUGGAUCGAUAGGCCAAUUUUUUCUCUGUUUUUCAGAUUCUGAACAAUUGAAAUCAAAAAAACCAAAAAUUCACAUUAAACACAAAGAAAAAUUCAAUUAAACUUUGUAUUUUUAAUUCAAAGUCGUCGGAAAAUCGAGAUAAAAAUUCUGAAAUUUUGAUCCUUUUUAGUGAAUUUCGAUCGUUUGUUCAAUUGGGUCAUCGAAUUUGAGGUAGAAAAAUCAUGGGUAUCUGCGGAAUUUCAAUUUUGAUUUUGUAGCGGUGGUUGUGAAGUUGUGUCGGAGGGAUGGAUUGCAGGGUUUGUGUUGCACCCGGCGGCGAUUUGUGGGUCAGCAUCGGCGGGCGUGGCGGCGGCUCGUUCAGCCAUGAGAGCGAGCAUGAUUUGGCGUUGAUGGUUAGCGAUUUCUUAGAGAGUAAUGGUAGCUGUGGUGCUGAAUCUUGGUGUAGCAGUGAUAGUGAAUCGGGUCUCUCUGAUUUUGCUCACCUUGCUGAGAAGAUUCAGAUUUGUAAGCUAUCGAUGGCUCAACAUGAGGGUGACUUGCUUUCCGUUGUUCAUUCUCUCAUACGAUCAAUGAAUGAGUCCAACCUUCAAUUUAUGAAUUCCGGUCCAUGUUAUGCUAGCUGUAUCAGGUUUUAUCUGGUGAAGUUGAUGAGGCUUUCUGGGUAUGAUGCCGGUGUUUGUGCUUCUAAAUGGCAGGCUAGUGGCAAGGUCCCUGGAGGUGAUCAUGAAUAUAUUGAUGUGUUGGUCAACAAUAACUCUGGAAACUCAGAGCGAUUGAUUAUUGAUAUCGAUUUUCGAAGUCACUUUGAAAUAGCUAGAGCUGUCGAUUCAUAUGACCGGAUACUGAGUUCUCUUCCUGUUGUUUAUGUUGGUUCCUUGACCACUCUGAAACAACUCUUGGGUAUAAUGGAGGAAGCUACUAGAUCUUCUUUGAAACAGAAUUCUAUGCCUCUUCCUCCAUGGAGAUCCUUAGCAUAUUUACAAGCUAAGUGGCAAUCACCCUUUGAAAGGUACACACAUUCAGAAGGUAAUAACAUUAGCGAUGUCGAUUGCUUCGACCACAAGCAAUGCCGUGGGCAUUUGAAAAGGCUGCAAUCUUGUCUUCAGUCUGGAAUGGAAGUAGACCGAAUGUUGAAGCCGAGAAACAGCGAAAGUAACCGGAGGAUGAAACCUGAUAGAUGGAGGCAUUCAUUGUUCAGGCCUAUUUGACAUGUACAGAUUUUGGCUUUGAAGUUCUCAGUGGAGAGUGAGUGAACAUAAAACUCAGAAUUUUGCGGCUUUUCCCUUUCAUGAAAUCUUCCCUUUGCUACCUAAUAAAUCUGGUCCACAAAUGACAGGUUCAUAUAGGAAGUCUUAGCAGCAAUGAGCCAUUUUAUAAUUCAUCUGUUCUUUGUUUCUUUCUUGUCUGUGUUUAAGGUGUCACAUUUGCAGAGUCCAAGUUUGUGUUUGGAUAUCAGUUGAGUAUGGCGUGAACAGAAUUUCAUUCCAAUCCAUAAGAAAAACUCCAUUCACUUUUUCUCAAAGUGAGUGCUGACAUCCGUUUGCGCUGGUGCCAAACAGGUAUCCAAACUAGUUCUGAGGUGCCCAAUGACAGUCCACAAUUUUGAGUUUUCGAAAUAUAGCCGAAGCACACAGUACUGGGUAUCCUCCUAUAUCUGAUUCCUUGCCUCGUAUAUUUGUUGGGUCUGGGAAAUUUUGGUACCAUAAGUUAUGUUCCAUUUUUUUCAAUAUUUUUUGUCAUGAUCAUUUUUGUGUGAUGAGAAGAAGUAGUCUUUGUAAUUUCAUUACUGUUGUAUUUUGAACUGCUGAUAAUGAGUUAAUGAUUGCUGUGGCAUUUCCUCGCUGCAAAAAAUAAAAAGAGACAACUUUGAAAGUUGCUAUA